UUUAUGAAUGAUCAAAUUGGGAUUAGACGACUUUUUAGAGUAAGUACAGAGAGGAUUUGAUCACAAUGAUGUUGCUGAUGAUGAUGUUGGUGGUGGGAAACCACGCCUUUCCGGCAUAAAAUUCCCAACGAAUAUCCCGUUUUUCUUCUUCUUCCAGAUAUUUAUUCUCUUGUGUUGCUCUUCUUAUAAAUAAGAAACAACAAACAGUUGACAUUACUUACAAAGUCCACUACCACCCAUAACAACAAGUACAACAACUUCUUCUACACCGCCAGAAGUUCUAACAGUCGAUCACAGGAGAAAUGGAGAAUCGUGCUGAUCAUAUGGGGAAGGUAACAUGUGCAUCAUGGAUCAGACGGCCAGAAAAUGAACAUCUAGUAGUAAUGGGAAAAUCAAGGCAUGGUGAUUCUCCUUCUGUUCUUGAAAUCUUUUCUUAUGAUUCCAAGAUUAUUUCUCUAUCUCCUUCUCCUAAGGUUGUAUAUGAAUGUGAAGAUGGUAAUAUUGUCAGUGUUGCUGUGCAUCCAAGUGGAGAUGAAAUUGUUUGCUCCACUACUACUGGUGGCUGCAAGUUGUUGGAGUUCCAGCACAAAGAAGAAGAAGAUAUAAAGAUCCUGGUCAAAGAUCUACCUCCUCUUGAAGGUGUUGGUCCUCAGAAAUGCCUGGCUUUUAGUGUUGAUGGUGCUAAAUUUGCUACUGGAGGAGAGGAUGGGCACCUGAGAGUCUUUGAAUGGCCAAGCCUGCGAAUCCUUAUUGACGAACCAAAAGCACACAAGUCAUUCAGGGAUAUGGAUUUCAGCCUAGACUCAGAGUUCUUAGCUUCUACAUCAACUGAUGGUUCUGCUCGAAUAUGGAACUUAGAGGAUGGGGUUCCAUUGACUACUUUAACCCGUAAUACGGAUGAGAAAAUUGAAUGCUGUCGUUUUUCGAAAGAUGGGACAAAACCUUUCCUGUUUUGUACAGUCCAGAAGGGUAACAAAGGUGUGACCGUUGUUUGGUCUAUCAGUACUUGGGAAAGAAUCGGGUACAAAAGACUACUUGGAAAGAGUGCUUCUGUCAUGUCCGUGAGCCUCGAUGGGAAAUAUCUUGCUUUGGGAAGCAGAGAUGGUGAUAUGAUCGUAGUUGAAGUAAAUAACAUGGUGAUCAGCCACGUGAGUAAGAGGCUUCAUCUUGGUACCUCAAUUGCAUCACUGGAGUUUUGUCCUAGCGAAAGGGGAAAGGGAGCUGAUAGGGUGGUGGUUUCCACGUCUACUGAAUGGGGAACUGUGGUGACAAAGCUGAAUGUAACUCCUGAGUGGAAAGAGUGGCAGAUAUAUCUGGUGCUGUUGGGACUCUUUAUGGCAUCAGCUGUUUUAUUCCUUAUAUUCUUUAAGAAUUCUGAUAACUUCUGGAAUUUCCCCGUUGGACCAAAUCAACCAGCAAAACCAAGGUCUGGAGGUAUUUACCAUGAUUCACAGUCUGAUGAGUGGGGAGCCUUCGGUCCACUAGAUAUGUAGCCAACGGAGUGAUUUUUCUUUUUCUUCUUUUCGUUGUAAACUUUCUAAUGACUAGAAAUUCUCAACCAUGAGAGGUUCUAGAUUGUGCUUCCAUUAGGGUUUUUUUUUUUUUUUUUUUCUCAAUAGUUGGCCUUGUUAUGUUUACAUUUGAGGGUUUGGAAACACCUCAGUUUUCAUGAAUAUGCUUGAUUCAUUCUUUGAGUCACCUGGGGUUUUCGUUUUUGCUAAGGUAAUUCCAAGAUUUGGGGUCAUUUCCGAG
Molecule: messenger RNA, 1752 nt
Organism: Papaver somniferum (opium poppy)
Lineage: Eukaryota; Viridiplantae; Streptophyta; Magnoliopsida; Ranunculales; Papaveraceae
Product: SEC12-like protein 1
Exons: 10
Coding region: 303-1493 (396 amino acids)
Biological process (GO): protein secretion
Cellular component (GO): endoplasmic reticulum membrane
Molecular function (GO): protein binding; GTPase activator activity; guanyl-nucleotide exchange factor activity
Source: RefSeq, a predicted model, not a curated record